This is a messenger RNA of Meloidogyne enterolobii, 860 nucleotides long. Lineage: Eukaryota; Metazoa; Nematoda; Chromadorea; Rhabditida; Meloidogynidae. The record is from the annotation of a GenBank genome assembly.
UUCUAAUUUUUCCUUUCUUCAAAAUUUAUUUUUUUAUCUUUUUUCAAUUUAAGGCAGUUUGGGGUAUUUCUGAAAGUCAUGUGCCAACCGAAUCUAGACCUGGGCAUGUAGCUCUGUUUGCUGGAUUUUAUGAAGAUGUUAGUGCUGUCACGCGUGGUUGGAAGUAUACACAAUCCAAUACCUUUCGAUUCAACUUUUAAUCAAUCAGAAUUUUCUUUUUUGUGGGGAAGUCCGGACAUUAUUAAUUUAUUUGCAACAAAUAUUCCUCAUUCAUUUUCUGAAUUUUAUUCUCCAGAAUUGGAAGAUUUUGCAAGUGAAGAGGCUUCUAAACUUGAUGAAUGGGUAUUUGAUAAAGUUGAGGAAUUUUUCAAUCGUGCAAAACAAGGGAAUACCAAAAUUACAAAACUACUUUCAAUUAAACGUUCAAUUUAUUUUCUUCAUUUGCUUGGAUUGGAUACAAAUGGGCAUGGGUACAAACCUAACUCCAAAAAAUAUUUAGAAAAUAUAAAAAUUGUUGACAAAGGAAUAGAAAGAAUUGUUAAUUUAUUUGAAAAUUAUUUUAAUGAUAAAAGGUUUUUUAUUUAAAUAAUUUUAAUUUAUUUUUUAGAACAGUUUAUUUAUUUACUUCGGAUCAUGGAAUGACUGAUUGGGGUUCUCAUGGUAUCAAACUUUUUAUUUUUUAAUUUUAGGGAUCGUUUGUUUUUAAUUGUCUUUAAAACAUUAAUUAACGUUUUCCAAAUUUUUUUAUAAAAUUUUUUUUUAAUUUUACAUCAGAAUUAAAGAAUCAGGGACUAUUAAUUAGAGACAGGACUGGGAAGGUCAUAGACAAACCAUUAAGAGGGGGCACACGGACAUAUCGG